This is a messenger RNA of Folsomia candida, 1090 nucleotides long. RefSeq names its product 39S ribosomal protein L10, mitochondrial (gene mRpL10). Lineage: Eukaryota; Metazoa; Arthropoda; Collembola; Entomobryomorpha; Isotomidae. Gene Ontology annotation, biological process: translation. The record is from RefSeq and is a predicted model, not a curated record. Bases 164 to 985 code for a protein of 273 amino acids. The transcript has 4 exons. Gene Ontology annotation, molecular function: structural constituent of ribosome. Gene Ontology annotation, cellular component: mitochondrial large ribosomal subunit.
CAUCGUGGAACUAGCGGAAUUAGCACGUUUGGACAGCCAAUCUUUCACGAAUCGUGAAAUUCGUGAACCACGAUUGUUAUUUUUAGGCUUCCAGUAUUAAUUUAAUUCCCUUAAUUUAACUUAAUUUUAACUAAUAAGUAUACAAUCCUAGCAGCAGUUCAUCAUGGCUUUAUUUACUAUGAGCAAGUCCCCGGAUUUGGGCUCUAAAUUGAUAUCCCUCGUGGUUCAGCAGGUGCGAUUCAGAAACCGACCUAAUUUGAAGAACCCUUUGCCCAUGCACUACAAUCGAAAGCGACUUUUUGCCGUCUGCGAGCCAGUACCACCCCCAAAUAAACCUGUUUGUGACGCCAUGCUGAAACCCAGCGACCAGAACAGUGUUUCAAUUGUUGAUGAAAAUCCAUACGCCUUGUUUUUAGCUGGGAAACUACGUCGCGACUUUACGAAGCACCCAAUGAUAGCUAUUUUCCACAUUGACUCAUUCACAGGGAGGGAAUUUGAUAGGAUAAGACUGAUGCUCCAUGAUAACAAUUUCCCAAUGGAAAUUCAACAAAGGGUGAACCGCCAAGUAACCGCUGCAGCUUUCAAAGGGACAAAAUGGGCACCCAUCAUACCACUAUGUGAAUCCAAAACGGCGUUUGGGUUUUGUAGCACGACGGAUGUGUCAAUGUUGAUGAAGAUGUUGAAGAAAAUGCCAGCCUUUAUUCUAAUCGGUCUAAUUUAUGAGAAUCGACUUCUUCAUCGGGAUGACGUGGACAAUUUGGUCAAAUUAUCCAACAACAUAGUUAACCUCCACUCUCAACUCUCCACCACCUUAAAUUUGCCAAUAAUGAACCUAACUCAAAAUCUUAUGAUUGGACAAGUCACGCUGACAAAUAGUCUUUCUUCGUAUACAAAAUCUCAGGAAUCGUCAAGCAGUUCAUCUGAUUCAGACUCGGACAGCUCCUCCGAUAGUGAUAGUGACACGGAAAGUAAAAAGAAGAUAUAGUCCAAUAGUAAAUAUAAAGAAUAAGUGUUUGAAUUUGUAGUCAUUUUUUAAGUCCCUUAAUGAUUAAAAAAACUUGUAAAAUAAAUUGAGUAACUUUAUGUGGAA